CCCUAGCUGUUCCUCAAUUCUCCAGCUUCAAUGGUUCAUCCUUCGUAGAGAGAAACCGCUACCGAUUUGCGUGUUCAAUUCACUCAGGAUAACCAUGGAAGAUUCCUCCGCCGCUGCCAUGGAGGUCGAUGGAACGAGCGCGGUUGCAGUGCAGAAGCAGAAGCAGCCUGUUUUGUUCGCCCAAAAGCCCAACUUUCAACCCCUGAAAGCGCACGAAAUCUCCGACGGGCAAAUCCAGUUCCGGAAAGUAUCUGUGCCUCCGCACCGAUACACGCCGCUUAAGAAAGCCUGGAUGGAGAUCUAUACGCCGAUCUACGAGGAGAUGAAGAUCGACAUCCGGAUGAAUCUCAAGGCGCGCAGGGUCGAGCUCAAGACACGAAGGGACACCCCCGACAUCAGCAACCUCCAGAAGUGCGCCGAUUUCGUUCACGCCUUCAUGCUAGGGUUUGAUACGAUCGACGCCGUGGCGUUGCUCCGCAUGGACGAGCUCUAUGUGGAGUCGUUUGAGAUUAAGGACGUGAAGACGUUGAGAGGGGAGCACCUGUCUCGUGCAAUUGGGAGGUUGAGCGGUAAGGGAGGGAAAACUAAAUUCACGAUUGAGAACGCAACCAGGACCAGGAUUGUGAUUGCUGAUACAAAAAUCCAUAUCCUCGGUUCGUUUUCCAACAUCAAGGUUGCCAGGGACGCACUCUGUAGCUUGAUUUUGGGUUCGCCUGCUGGUAAAGUUUAUUCAAAGCUGAGAGCUGUGACUUCCCGUCUUGCGGAAAGGUUUUGAUAUUUUCUAAUAGAAAGAUCAUACAGCUACUCUGAGAUGUUUCGAUUGUGUUUGAAUUUGAAAUUUUGAGUAUUUAUUACUAUGAAUUUUUACUUGA
Messenger RNA from Andrographis paniculata, 872 nucleotides. RefSeq lists its product as uncharacterized. Gene Ontology annotation, molecular function: RNA binding. Bases 95 to 775 code for a protein of 226 amino acids. Lineage: Eukaryota; Viridiplantae; Streptophyta; Magnoliopsida; Lamiales; Acanthaceae. The record is from RefSeq and is a predicted model, not a curated record. Gene Ontology annotation, cellular component: nucleolus. The transcript has a single exon.